Molecule: messenger RNA, 7280 nt
Organism: Hyaena hyaena (striped hyena)
Lineage: Eukaryota; Metazoa; Chordata; Mammalia; Carnivora; Hyaenidae
Gene: KIF26B
Product: kinesin family member 26B
Exons: 15
Coding region: 350-6646 (2098 amino acids)
Biological process (GO): microtubule-based movement
Molecular function (GO): microtubule motor activity; microtubule binding; ATP binding
Source: RefSeq, a predicted model, not a curated record
GGAGGCCCGGCGGACCCCCUCGGCUGGGGAGGAGUGCCAGGGAUGUGGAUGUGGCCGUGAAAAGAGAACGUGUGCCUGGAGGAGGCAGAAGAGGAGGAAAAGCAUUAUUUGAAGAGAAGAAUAAGCCAGCCACUCCAGCCCGUUCUGCAAAUUAGUGCUAUUACUUCUGGGGUCCAUUUGCUGUGAUUCUUUCCUCCUCCCUCCCACCACCCCAAAUUAAGGAACCUUGACUUGAGGGCCAGGAGCCAGCCCCCGAAAACGGCGAGGGGGGGGUACCCUUCUGGGUCGGAAGACCUUUUGGAUGUAGCGUUGGUGGAACAUUUAGACACUCUCCUCGGGAAAGGCCACCAUGAAUUCGGUAGCGGGGAAUAAAGAGAGGCUGGCGGUCUCCACCAGGGGCAAGAAAUACGGGGUGAAUGAAGUGUGCUCGCCCACCAAGUCCGCGGCGCCCUUCUCCCCCGAGAGCUGGUACCGGAAAGCGUACGAGGAGUCGCGCGCCGGGAACCGGCCCACCCCCGAGGGCGCGGGCUCGGCGCUCGGCUCGUCGGGGACCCCGUCCCCUGGCUCGGGCACCUCGUCCCCGAGCUCCUUCACGGGCUCCCCGGGCCCCGCCUCCCCGGGCAUUGGCACCAGCUCGCCGGGCUCCCUGGGCGGCUCGCCGGGCUUCGGCACCGGCUCCCCGGGCUCGGGCAGCGGCGGCGGCUCCUCCCCCGGCUCGGACCGCGGCGUCUGGUGCGAGAACUGCAACGCCCGCCUGGUGGAGCUGAAGAGGCAGGCGCUGAAGCUGCUCCUCCCGGGGCCCUUCCCGGGCAAGGACCCUGCUUUCUCGGCUGUGAUUCACGACAAGCUCCAGGUCCCCAACACCAUUCGCAAGGCGUGGAAUGACAAGGACAACCGCUGUGACAUUUGUGCCACACACCUGAACCAGCUGAAGCAGGAGGCCAUCCAGAUGGUGCUGACCUUGGAACAGGCAGCCGGCAGCGAGCAUUAUGAUGGCUCGCCUGGCUCGCCCCCCGCCCUCUCCAACAUGCCCAUGCUGGUGGGGUCCCGGCACACAGCUGGGCUGCAGCAGCCCAGAGAUUGGGCCUUUGUGCCUGCCUCCUAUGCCUCCUCCAACUACAUGGCUUUCGUCACCAAUAAGCACAGCGGCAAACCCAACAGCCUUGGGGUCAGCAAUGGGGCAGAGAAGAAGAGUGGGUCCCCAACCCACCAGGCCAAGGUCAGCCUUCAGAUGGCCACCAGUCCCAGCAACGGGAACAUCCUCAACUCUGUGGCCAUUCAGGCUCACCAGUACCUGGAUGGCACCUGGUCCCUGUCGAGAACCAACGGGGUCACCCUGUACCCAUACCAGAUUUCCCAGCUGAUGACAGAGACGGGCCGGGAGGGCCUGACCGAGGCAGCGCUGAAUCGCUACAACGCGGACAAGCCUUCGGCCUGCAGCGUCCCCGCCUCACAGGCAUCCUGCGUGGCCAGCGAGACCUCCACAGGCGCUUCGGUGGCCGCGUCCUUCUUCGCCAGAGCUGCCCAGAAGUUAAAUCUGUCUUCUAAAAAGAAGAAACAUCGGCCUUCCACGUCUUCUGUGGCUGAGACCCCGCUCUUUGCCACCAGCUUCAGCGGAAUUCUGCAGACCUGCCCUCCCCCGGCCCCGCCCUGUCUCCUGCGGGCUGUCAGCAAGGUGAAGGACACACCAGGCCUGGGCAAGGUGAAAGUCAUGCUUCGCAUCUGUUCCACAUUGGCUCGUGACACCUCUGAGUCCAGCUCUUUCCUGAAGGUGGACCCUCGGAAGAAGCAGAUCACCCUGUAUGACCCCCUGACGUGUGGAGGUCAAAAUGUCUUCCAAAAGAGAGGCAACCAAGUUCCCCCUAAGAUGUUUGCCUUCGAUGCCGUGUUUCCGCAAGAUGCUUCUCAGGCUGAGGUAUGCGCCGGAACCGUGGCAGAGGUGAUCCAGUCUGUGGUCAACGGUGCGGACGGCUGCGUGUUCUGCUUCGGCCACGCCAAGCUGGGCAAAUCCUACACCAUGAUCGGAAAGGACGACUCCAUGCAGAACCUGGGCAUCAUCCCCUGUGCCAUCUCCUGGCUCUUCAAGCUGAUAAACGAGCGCAAGGAGAAGACGGGGGCGCGCUUCUCCGUGCGCAUCUCCGCCGUGGAAGUGUGGGGCAAGGAGGAGAACCUGAAAGACUUGCUGUCCGACGUGGCCACGGGCAGCCUGCAGGACGGCCAGUCCCCGGGCGUGUACCUGUGCGAGGACCCCAUCUGCGGCACGCAGCUGCAGAACCAGAGCGAGCUGCGGGCGCCCACGGCGGAGAAGGCCGCCUUCUUCCUGGACGCCGCCAUCGCCUCGCGCCGCGGCAGCCAGCAGGACUGUGACGAGGAAGGCCACCGGAACUCGCACAUGCUCUUCACCCUGCACAUCUACCAGUACCGCAUGGAGAAGAGCGGGAAAGGGGGAAUGUCUGGAGGCCGCAGCCGCCUGCACCUCAUUGAUCUCGGCAGCUGUGUGAAAGCUCUUAGCAAGAAUCGGGAAGGAGGCUCAGGGCUGUGCCUCUCACUGUCUGCUUUGGGCAAUGUCAUCCUGGCUCUUGUCAACGGCAGCAAACACAUCCCUUACAAAGAGAGCAAACUCACCAUGCUGCUUCGCGAGUCCCUGGGGAACGUGAACUGUCGCACCACCAUGAUCGCGCACAUCUCGGCGGCCGCCGGCAACUACGCAGAGACCCUGUCCACCAUCCAGAUCGCCUCCAGAGUCUUGAGGAUGAAGAAAAAGAAGACGAAGUACACAUCGAGCUCGUCCGGUGGGGAGAGCUCCUGUGAGGAAGGCAGGAUGCGCAGACCCACCCAGCUGAGACCCUUCCACGCCAGGGCGACGGUGGACCCGGACUUCCCCAUCCCCCCGCUGUCCAGCGACCCCGACUACUCCUCGAGCAGCGAGCAGUCCUGCGACACAGUCAUCUACAUUGGGCCCAACGGCACGGCCCUCUCCGACAAGGAGCUCACCGACAACGAGGGCCCCCCAGACUUUGUCCCCAUCGUGCCCGCCCUGCAGAAGGCGCGGGGCGACAGCCGGCCCCCAGAGGCCGGAGGGGCUGCGGCCGGCAAGCCGGAGAGGGACUGUCUGAAGUGCAACACGUUUGCCGAGCUGCAGGAGAGGCUGGACUGUAUCGAUGGCAGCGAGGAGCCCAGUCAGUUUCCUUUCGAGGAGCUGCCUGUCCAGUUUGGGGCCCCACAGCCAGGCAGGUGUCCCCUGUUAAGCCAGGCGGCUGGGGCACACCCACUCUGCGAGGCCGAAAAGGAAGAGGCCGGGUCCGACGGUCAGCUGACCGACAGGGAAGGCCCCGACUCUCCCGCCUCCAAGAUGCAGAGGAAUCACUCGCCGGUCCCCGCCUCUGCGCUGCCCGGCAGCCCCAGCCCCGCCUCACCCAGGAGCAUCCCCGGCAGCAGCGGCGGCCCACACACCGCUUCCCAGCUCACGCAAAGCCCCAGCCUCCAGAGCAGCCGAGAGAGCCUCAACUCCUGUGGCUUCGCGGAAGGCAAGCCCAGGCCAAUGGGCUCCCCGCGGCUGGGCGUUGCCAGCCUGUCCAAGACCUCUGAGUACAAGCCGGCCAGCUCUCCCUCCCAGAGAUGCAAAGUGUACACCCAGAAGGGCGUCCUGCCCUCUCCCGGCCCCCCGCCUCUCUCGGGCAAGGACUCCGGCGCAGUAUCUAGUGAGUGUCUGCUGCAGCCUGAGCUGCGAACCCCCCCGGUUGGAAUGAGCCCCCAGGUUUUGAAGAAGUCCAUGUCCGCUGGGAGCCAAGGCCCCCCCGAAAGCCCGGUCGAUGACGAGCGCCAGGCGGCGGCCUCUCCAGACCCCAAGAAGGAGAUCCUGAGCACCAUGAUGGUGACGGUGCAGCAGCCCCUGGAACUCAACGGCGAGGAUGAGCUGGUGUUCACGCUGGCGGAGGAGCUGACCAUCAGCGGCAUCCUGGAAGGCGGCCGCCCCACGAGCAUCAUCAGCUUCAACAGCGACUGCUCCGUGCAGGCCCUGGCCUCGGGCUCCCGGCCCGUCAGCAUCAUCGGCAGCAUCAGCGAGGAUCUCGAGUGCUACUCCAGCGUGGCGCCCGUCUCCGAGGUCAGCAUCACGCAGUUCCUGCCCCUCCCGAAGCUGACCUUGGACGAGAAGGCCCGCGAGGCCGGGAGCCGACGCUCCUCCAUCAGCUCCUGGCUGAGCGAGAUGAGCGCCGGCAGCGACGGCGAGCAGUCCUGCCACAGUUUCAUCGCCCAGACGUGCUUUGGGCACGGGGAGGCCAUGGCUGAUCCCCCGGCCUCGGAGCUGGGCGGCGGCCUCCAGAGCAGCGCCGUGGUGUGCCGGGAGAAGCCCCAGACGGGCCCCGACAAUGUGCUCAUCUUGUCUGAUGUGGGGGAAGACUCUUUCAACAAGGGGACCCCCAUCAAGGGCUGCAAGAUAUCCACGCUGGGCAAGGCCAUGGUCACCAUCUCCAACACGGCCAAUCUGAGCAGCUGCGAAGGGUACAUCCCCAUGAAGACCAACAUCACAGUCUACCCCUGCAUUGCCAUGACCCCCCGGCCCGUCCAGGAGCCUGAGGCGGCCGUCGUCAGCUCGUCGCCCAGAGCAGCCCAGCCCCAGGACGGCCGGGAACCCGGAGCCAAGGCAGAGAUGAGAUUUGAGGACCCCUGGUUGAAACGAGAAGAGGAGCUGAAGAAGGAGAGCGCCUAUCCCGGUGAAGAAGGGGGCAGGUGUGAGGCCGCCGCAGGCUCCCCAAAGCCUGAGGCCAGAGCAGAGCAGGACAGGAAGGCGGGCCCCGGGGACAGGCUGAGCAGCAGCAGCGGUGAGGUGUCUGCCUCCCCGGGAAGUGACAGCUCCAGGAGGGUUGUGGACGGCUGUGAGAUGGCCCUGCCGGGUGUGGCCGCCCAGAGCCCCAUGCACCCCAGCAGAGGCCUAAAGUCCAGCAGCCUUCCCAGGGCUUUCCAGAAGGCGGGCCGGCAGGAGGAGCUGGGCUGCCCCUUCUACCACUGCCCAGCAGAGGCCAACGGGCUGGGCGCGUCGCCCUGCAAGGCGGCCCUGGAGCGGAAGGGGGCAUCGCCCAAGCACUGUGUUCUGUCACGUCCCAAAGGGACGCCCCCUCUGCCGCCCGUCCGCAAGUCCAGCUUGGACCAGAAGAACCGGGCCAGCCCCCAGCACAGCGCCUGCAGCAGCAGCACCAGCAGCCCCUCGCACCCCGCGGCGCCCUUCCUGGGCCCGUUCCCGGACGAGGCGGGCGGCAAGGUCAAGGAGGCCAGCAGCAGCAGCAGGCUCUUCAGCGCCAAGCUAGAGCAGCUGGCCAGCAGGACCAACUCCCUCGGCAGGGCCACCGUCAGCCACUACGAGUGUCUGUCGCUGGAGAGGGCCGAGAGCCUGUGCGCCGGGAGCUGGCGGGCGCACGCGGGCAAGGACAGCACGAUGCCCCGCGCGGGGAGGAGCCCCGGCCGUGGGGGCGCCGGGGCCUCGCCCACCGCCCCGGGCCCCGCGUCGCCAGCCGCCAGCGCCCCCGGCACGUCCGCGUCGCCCAAGGCAGGCACGUGCAAGAUCUCGGCGGUGAGCAAGCUCCUGCUGGCCAGCCCCAAGGCGCGCAGCCUGGCCACCGCCACCACCAAGACGCUCAGCUUCUCCACCAAGUCGCUGCCGCAGUCGGUGGGCCAGAGCCCGGGGCUGGCGGCCAGCGCCAAGCCCACGUCCUGGUCCACGCAGUCCCUCAGCCGCAGCCGCGGGGCCGGGCCCGCCUGCAAGCCGCCCGCGCGCGCCGUCAACGGGCGCAUCUCCGAGCUGCUGCAGGGCGGCGCGGGCGCGCGCGCGGGGCCCGACGAGCGGCCGGCCGCGCCCCCGCUGCCCUCGCCCUACAGCAAGGUGACGCCGCCGCGCCGGCCGCACCGCUGCAGCAGCGGCCACGGCAGCGACAACAGCAGCGUGCUGAGCGGCGAGCUGCCGCCCGCCAUGGGCAAGACGGCCCUGUUCUACCACAGCGGCGGCAGCAGCGGCUACGAGAGCGUGCCGCGCGACAGCGAGGCCACCGGCAGCGCGUCCUCCGCGCACGACUCCACGAGCGACAACAGCAGCUCCGUGGGCGGCCGCUGCCGCAGCCUCAAGGCCCCGAAGAAGCGCUCCAACUCAGGUUCUCAGAGACGGAGGCUCAUCCCGGCGCUGUCCCUGGACACCCCCUCCCCCGUAAGGAAACCCGCCAGCAGCUCUGGGGUCCGCUGGGUGGACGGCCCCUUGCGCAGCACCCAGAGGGGCCUUGGGGAACCUUUUGAGAUUAAGGUCUAUGAAAUCGAUGAUGUGGAGCGGCUGCAGCGGCGACGAGGGGGCAGAGGCAAGGAGGUCACGUGCUUCAACGCAAAACUGAAAAUUCUGGAGCAUCGCCAGCAGAGAAUCGCCGAGGUCAGAGCCAAGUAUGAGUGGCUGAUGAAGGAGCUGGAGGUCACCAAACAGUACCUGAUGCUGGAUCCCAACAAGUGGCUCAGCGAAUUUGACUUGGAGCAGGUCUGGGAGCUGGAUUCCCUGGAGUACCUGGAGGCGCUGGAGUGUGUCACGGAGCGCCUGGAGAGCCGUGUCAACUUCUGCAAGGCCCACCUCAUGAUGAUCACUUGCUUCGACAUCACCUCCCGGCGCCGAUGAGGCCCCGGCCCAGCCUGCCAGCCCCUGGCUGCCCGGGACCCCACGACGCACCCCUCGCCGGGCCCUUGGUGCCAGCGGCUCGGACACAGCAGAAGGAGAUGAAGGUUGGUGCAAGUCUGGAGUGAGCGCUGAGCAGGAGGCAGUUUUAUGGUGUUUUCUGUAGGAAAGGUGCGAACACCGCGCGUGUGGGAGGAGGAAACGAUGGAAAGCCCAAGGAUGUGGAAGCCCCGUGAGACUGAAAAAGCACUUUGAGGAACUUUCAAGAACUUGUUUAUACAGGAGUCCUGCCGGCAAGAGACCUCUCUCUUCUCUGGCUUUGUGGGAAGGGGCGAGGGUGUGCGUAGGAUCGCUGUCGGGAGCGAGAACGGAGCGGCAGAUUCCCCAGAGCAACUGAUUAAGUGCCUUGCAAAUCUUUAUUAUCCAAACCUUUCUGUUCAUACUUUCUCAUGUACAGACGGUGCUAGUCCGGACAGUAACAAGCAAAAAGAGCCCCCCACGCAUUUUUGAAAUGUAUUUACAGCUUGUUUUCUCUUGGUGUUUUAUCAGAUUUCUGACUUGCUGUUUCUACGUAAGUAGUGUUUGUAGAUCUGUCCCCAAUCAGUGUUGCUUAUGAAUAAAUGUUAACUGUCCUUUA